UACUAUACUCAUACCGUAGGGGUAAUUUUGUUCCAGCCCCCAUCUCUCUCUAAAUUCCAAAUUUGAAAGAGUCUUGGAACGCUUAGCAAGUCGAAUAAAACAAGACUCAGAUCUCCUUCCUCUUCCGAAACUACCGAAAAAUUGAGAGCGAGCGGCCGCGUUCUCUUCGGAGCCGGCGCCGGCGAUAUCGGGGAGGGAUUAAAGGGGGAGAAAGGGGGCGAGAUGGCGGAGGAGAGAAAGAAGGGUGGCGCCAGAUCGGCGGCCUCAAUGGCGUACCUGAGGACCUCCUCUGAUGACCGGAAGUCGGCGGCGCCGCCAGGGGACAAUACGGGGACAGGGCCCGCGGCCCCCGCGGCCAGGAAGAUCACCUUCAAGAGCGCCGAUAUGAAGGAGGAGAUGCAGCAGGAGGUUUUCGAGUGUGCCCGCAUUGCGUUCGAGAAGUAUACGGUGGAGAAGGAGAUCGCGGAGUACAUCAAGAAGGAGUUCGACAACAAGCACGGCCCCACUUGGCACUGCAUUGUUGGUCGCAACUUCGGUUCAUACGUGACGCAUGAGACCAACCACUUCAUCUAUUUCUAUGUAGACUCGAAAGCCGUGCUGUUAUUCAAAUCUGGUUGACAAUGUCGAAGAUGCUUUUGCCAGUGCCUGUAUCCUACUAUUUGACAGUCUUUUUCCUACACUUGCCCGUAUAUCUUAUUCCAUGUGUACAAUGGGCAAUGCGCUGGAACAUCGAAUCUGAGCUCGGUUGGUCGUGUUUUAUAAGCUCAGCUCUAGUUGAGUUC
Molecule: messenger RNA, 782 nt
Organism: Phoenix dactylifera (date palm)
Lineage: Eukaryota; Viridiplantae; Streptophyta; Magnoliopsida; Arecales; Arecaceae
Biological process (GO): microtubule-based process
Cellular component (GO): cytoplasmic dynein complex
Molecular function (GO): dynein intermediate chain binding
Source: RefSeq, a predicted model, not a curated record